Messenger RNA from Verticillium alfalfae VaMs.102, 1929 nucleotides. RefSeq lists its product as hypothetical. Lineage: Eukaryota; Fungi; Ascomycota; Sordariomycetes; Glomerellales; Plectosphaerellaceae. The transcript has a single exon. The record is from RefSeq and is a predicted model, not a curated record. Gene Ontology annotation, molecular function: protein binding. The coding region runs from base 1 to 1929 and encodes 642 amino acids.
AUGGAAGGUCUCGUCGCGUUGGCCCUGGGGCCCCGCUUCCGCAACCAGGCCCCCUCUGACUGGAGUUCGGCCAUCGCGCAUCUUCGCGUCGCUCACGAGCGUUUCGCCUCUCUCCCGAAAGCCCGCGAUCGAGAACCCUAUCUCAUGCGGGCCGUCUUACUUCUCGGCGACUCUCUUGUCCGAAGAAACGAGAUUGGCGACUUGGCUGAAGCUGAAGAAAUCGCCUUGACCGCCGAAGCCAUGUUGGAGGAAGCGAGGACACAAACGAAGUCGUGGCGCGUCAGCUGGGCCUCCCUCACGCAGCGCUGUCUCGACUUCAACACCCUGUCCAUGCGGGAACUCGGCGAGAUCUACUACUACACGCACUCGUGGCCUGAAGGGGAGAAGUUGCUUCGCAGCCUGGUGCCUGCUCUGGUACGGAAGCGGGGCACACAUCAUCCGAUGACCAUCGAAGCCCAACGAGACCUAGCCAGCAUGCUUGUGAACCAAGACAAGUACGAGGAAGCCGAGACUGCAUACCGAGUAGCGCGCGCGUGGAACGAGUUUAGGCCUGCCUUUGGGCCGGAAGAAAAGGCAGCCAUUGACUACAAUAUCGUCAUGUGCUUGUCCGAACGCUGCUUGCACGAGGAAGCCGGCGCCGAGUUGGACCACAUGGAUCUGGCAGCAGAUCUUCUGCAUUACGCCAAUGGCGAAUGGACACUGAAGCUUGCCCGCUUGACGUAUAUGCGCCUCGGACAGUACGCCAAGGUUGUCCGCAUGUGCCGCAGAUUUCAGCCCAUCCUGGACGGGCACACGGUCAAAUACGGACCCUGCAGUGCUGCCAGCCUGAGGAACAUGAACGACCACGCCAAUGCCCUGCAGUCCUUGUGUAGGUGGGACGAGGCCGUCGAAGUCUUGCGUGACAUGUGCGCUCGGGAAUCCAGCGACCGAAGGCCGCCAGAGACAACGCUGGACUCUCAUAUGGAACUCGCCCACAGCCUGCUGUGUUCCAAACAGCUGGACGAGGCCUCGUACGAAUAUCGAAAGUGCCUUGAGAUAGCCCGCGACGCCGUGGCUGAUCUACGCAACGAUUCGACAUCCUCCGAGAAGGACAGACGCAUACGCAACAUCCUUCGCCAUCUUGCACACAUUUACGAGUCGACCACCAACAGGACGGGGGCCUUGACAGCUUACGCACAGCUGCAGCAUGAGUUCUUGGCUCGGCCAGGUCGUCCGCAAAACAUUUGGACGUACCAGUGGCUGCGUGGGAAGAUGUUCUUGCUCCAAGAGCGGUGGGAUUACGCUAUCCGAGUGCUGGUCAGCGCGCCAAGCUCGAGACUCGGGCUGGAGGCCGCCAAGAUGGCCGAACGACCGCUGACCGAUGAGACGAAGAAAAGCCUCCGGGCGAUAUUGGAGCGAGCAGAUCUUGACGAGGGGACGGCCACGACCGAUCUGCCACUGGAAAUCCAAACACAUCACGAAGCGGUCUCUGACACCGCAACAAAGACGGGUGAGCCGGCAGCCAAGGGGGUAGUCAUCAUGACGAAGGUCAGAGAGAUCAGCGAAACCAAGGAUGCCCAUGGCGCGGAUGACGGAGCGACCACGGGAUCCGGGGCACAUCUGGUGCAGCCGACUCCAAUGAGUGCCACCGAAACCUACGCAGUGGCCCAGGUUGUCAAGGAUGCCGUGCUUGCCGCAUUGGAGAAGGACGUAUUCCAGAAGCACGCCGAGAUUGUCGAUACGGCCGACAUGGACGACGAGGGAUCCAUCUCUGACGAGGAUCACGAUUUCGAGACGGUCGACGGCGUGUUGCGCGCCAAAUACGCGUUCCCGCUCGUUCCGCAGGACACUGAGUGGGAGCAGCUGCAGUAUCCGCGGCUGCCAAACACGUACCAGAAAUGGGUGCAGCAGAAACGAGAGGCCGAGAGGAACAGGCGUAUCUGGAUGUGA